AUGUCUGAGAAGGUCGACGAAGAGAAAAAAGAUGAAGCAACAACAUUGAAAGAAGAAGAAGAAGAACAAUUACCGCCCGAAGUCGAUGCCUUUUUCAAAGGCAAAAACAAGUACAAACAUCCAUAUGGCGAUUGGAAACCUGUUGUUCGAGAGGAACAAUUAAAACGAAAAACAUUCGGUGAUCAACUUGAUCUGCCGGUCGAUAAUUGGCAUUUGCCAGAAAAUCAACCUGUGUCAGUUAUAACUGAAACCAAGGAUACUUCUCAUGUAAAGUUGUUAUUCAAAGAACGUGAAAUUACCAGUUUACCAUCAAGUUCAUCAUCAAAAGCAAACGAAUCGGUCACAUUCAAAAAGCGCAAAGUGACAUCGAAUAGACAAUUACGUGGUGCAAGUAAUAAAGAUCCACCGAUGAAAAAAGAAGUCGAUGAACAAUAA
Molecule: messenger RNA, 435 nt
Organism: Adineta ricciae
Lineage: Eukaryota; Metazoa; Rotifera; Eurotatoria; Adinetida; Adinetidae
Source: the annotation of a GenBank genome assembly